This is a messenger RNA of Sodiomyces alkalinus F11, 1944 nucleotides long. RefSeq lists its product as hypothetical. The transcript is spliced from 3 exons. NCBI's taxonomy places the organism in Eukaryota, Fungi, Ascomycota, Sordariomycetes, Glomerellales, Plectosphaerellaceae. Gene Ontology annotation, biological process: zinc ion transport; transmembrane transport; intracellular zinc ion homeostasis. Gene Ontology annotation, molecular function: zinc ion transmembrane transporter activity. Gene Ontology annotation, cellular component: membrane; Golgi apparatus. The record is from RefSeq and is a predicted model, not a curated record. The coding region runs from base 1 to 1944 and encodes 647 amino acids.
AUGGCGUCGUCGUACGCUCUUCCUUCGUCCGCCCUACCGCAUGCCCACCGUCAACACAUGCACGCCCAUUCGCACUCGCACCCGCACCCGCACCCGCACCCGCAUCCCCCGACGUCUCUCAACGCCCUCAAAUCCACCAUGGCCUCCGGCGGCGGCCUUCACAACCACUCCCAGAGCCUCGACCGCAGUCGCCAUCCCGACAGGCCGCAUCUCGGACACGCGCGAUCCUUCUCCCACGAGAACUCCGAGUCACAUCCUCCCUCCCGUCCCUCCGCCCACGGGCACACCCCCUCCCAUUCCCUCUCGCAUCUUCCUACCUUCAACCCGAACGAUGCUGAUACGCACGAACCCAAAAACCGGCUCCCCCAUCUCCCGACCUUGCGGACCAACCCGACGCCCGGCUUCCACAUGAGGGAAAAACUGCCCCCGACUCCGUUGUCGCAGGUGGACGGCUGGAAAACCGAGACGGCGCCGAGCGGACGCGAGCUUCUCACGCCGAUGAGUGCAGCGUCCAAGUGGUACGAACCGCCCGAUAGCGCUGCGACGAACCAUUCCCAUUCCCAUUCCCAUGGCCAUGGCCGUAGCCACGAUCACCACCAUGGCCAUGACCACGACCACGACCAUGCACAUAAACACGCCCACCACGACCACGACCAUGGCAACUCCCACGAACCAGCCAAAAUCUCCCUCUUUUCGAAGCUUCUACUGCGCUACUCCCCACACGUCCCAGUCUUCCACGCCAUCCUCGUCGAAAAAGACUCGAGGCGAAUCUUUUAUUUCCUCUCGCUCAAUUUCUCCUUCAUGGCGGUCCAGGCAUGGUAUGCCCACGCCACCGAAUCCAUCGGUCUCCUGAGCGACACCGUCCACAUGUUCUUCGACUGCUUCGCCCUCUUCGUCGGCCUCUGCGCGUCGGUCAUGAGCAAGUGGGCCCCCAGCCAGCGGUUCCCUUAUGGGUUGGGCAAAGUCGAGACCCUGAGCGGGUUCGCCAAUGGUAUUCUCCUCAUGCUACUCAGCGUCGAAAUCAUCGGCGAGGCAUUCGAACGCAUGGCCGAAGGGACGCCGCCCCGCAGACUCCAUGAACUACUAGCCGUCAGCACCCUGGGCGGCCUCGUCAACGUGGUAGGCCUCGUGGCGUUCGGCCAUCACCACCACGGACACGGGCACUCGCACGGCGGCGACGGCGGGGGUUGUUCCGGCAGCCACAAGAAAACCGACGACCACGACCACAACCACAACCACGACCACAACCACAACCACGGCCACAACCACAACCACAACCACGGCCACGGCCACGGCCACCAAAACGAAAACAUGCAGGGCAUCUUCCUCCACGUGCUGGCCGACCUGAUGGGCAGCGUGGCCGUCGUGGUGUCGACGCUCCUGACCAUGUACACGGGGUACGCGUGGUGGGACGCGGUGGCGGGGCUGCUGGUGUCGGUGCUGAUCGUGCUGGCGGCGUGGCCGCUCCUCGCGUCGUCGGCGCGCAAUCUGCUGCUGGGCAUCCCGGAGACGGUCGAGUAUAACCUGCGCAACACGCUUGCGGGGAUUGCGCAGCAGCGCGGCGUCGUGGGCUAUAGCGUGCCCAAGUUUUGGAUGGAUGAGGUGGCGGCCGCGGCGGGGCAUGAUCGUCACCACCAUCAACAUGAGCAUAGCCACGACCGCGACCACGACCACGACCACGACCACGGCCACGGCCACGGCCACGAUCAUCAACAUGAGCACCACAGCGCAAGCGGGGAGCGGUUGAGGGGCAUCGUGCACGUGGUGGCCGCCAGGGGGGCGGGGCUGGACGACGUGCGGGACAGGGUGAGGGCGCACCUGGCGCAGCAUGGCAUGGAUGUCGUGGUGCAGGUGGAGCGGGAAGGGGAUGGGUCGUGCUGGUGCGGUGCUGGACGGUUGGCGCCGCCGUCGGCGACGGGGCUGCCGAGUCCGCGGGCUUUCUAG